Messenger RNA from Oreochromis aureus, 3878 nucleotides. It is a transcript of the gene esr1, whose product is annotated as estrogen receptor 1. The record is from RefSeq and is a predicted model, not a curated record. Gene Ontology annotation, biological process: steroid hormone receptor signaling pathway; regulation of DNA-templated transcription. Gene Ontology annotation, cellular component: nucleus. Gene Ontology annotation, molecular function: steroid binding; zinc ion binding; nuclear estrogen receptor activity. The transcript has 9 exons. NCBI's taxonomy places the organism in Eukaryota, Metazoa, Chordata, Actinopteri, Cichliformes, Cichlidae. Bases 1 to 1899 code for a protein of 632 amino acids.
AUGUUGCUCAGGCAGAGCCCAGCGCAGAGCAGACAGCCGUGCGGACCAGUACUCAGACCCAGGGACAGCCCAGCCUCCUCAGAGCUGGAGCCCCACUCUCCAACUCGCGUCUCGCCAUCGCUGCGUUCCCCCCUCAACGACAUGUACCCCGAAGAGAGCCGGGGGUCUGGAGGGGUAGCCACUGUGGACUUCCUGGAAGGGACUUAUGACUAUGCCGCCCCCACCCCUGCCCCGACUCCUCUUUACAGCCACUCCACCACUGGCUGCUACUCGGCUCCUCUGGACGCUCACGGACCACUGUCCGAUGGCAGUCUUCAGUCCCUGGGCAGUGGGCCGACCAGUCCACUUGUGUUUGUGCCCUCCAGCCCACGGCUGAGCCCCUUUAUGCACCCGCCCAGCCACCACUAUCUGGAAACCACUUCAACACCCGUCUACAGGUCCAGCCACCAGCCGGUCCCCAGAGAGGACCAGUGUGGUACCCGUGACGAGGCAUACAGCGUGGGCGAGUUGGGAGCUGGAGCUGGGGGGUUUGAAAUGACCAAAGACACGCGUUUCUGCGCUGUGUGCAGUGACUACGCGUCUGGAUACCACUAUGGGGUGUGGUCUUGUGAGGGCUGCAAGGCCUUCUUCAAGAGGAGCAUCCAGGGUCACAAUGACUAUAUGUGCCCAGCGACAAAUCAGUGCACCAUUGACAAGAAUCGGAGGAAGAGCUGCCAGGCUUGCCGUCUUAGGAAGUGCUACGAAGUGGGCAUGAUGAAAGGAGGUAUGCGUAAGGACCGUGGACGUGUUUUGCGGCGUGAAAAACGACGGGCCUGCGACAGAGACAAACCAGCCAAAGACCUGCCACACACAAGGGCGUCCCCUCAGGAUGGAAGGAAGCGUGCAAUGAGCAGCAGCAGUACAAGUGGUGGAGGAGGAAGAUCCUCCUUAAAUAACAUGCCUCCUGAUCAGGUGCUCCUCCUGCUCCAGGGUGCUGAGCCUCCAAUCCUGUGCUCUCGUCAGAAGAUGAGUCGACCCUACACAGAGGUCACCAUAAUGACCCUACUCACCAGCAUGGCCGACAAGGAGCUGGUUCACAUGAUCACCUGGGCCAAGAAGCUUCCAGGUUUUCUGCAGCUGUCUCUUCACGAUCAGGUGCUGCUGCUGGAGAGCUCGUGGCUGGAGGUGCUGAUGAUUGGGCUCAUUUGGAGGUCCAUCCAGUGUCCCGGCAAACUCAUCUUCGCACAGGACCUCAUCCUGGACAGGAAUGAAGGCACCUGUGUCGAGGGCAUGGCCGAGAUCUUCGACAUGCUGCUGGCCACAGCGUCCCGCUUCCGGGUGCUCAAGCUCAAACCUGAGGAGUUUGUCUGUCUCAAAGCUAUCAUUUUGCUAAACUCUGGUGCCUUUUCUUUCUGCACUGGCACAAUGGAGCCCCUUCACGACAGCGUGGCAGUGCAACACAUGCUGGACACCAUUACUGAUGCGCUCAUAUUUCAUAUCAGCCAUUUGGGAUGCUCGGCUCAGCAGCAGUCAAGAAGACAGGCCCAGCUGCUCCUGCUGCUCUCCCACAUCAGGCACAUGAGCAACAAAGGCAUGGAGCACCUCUACAGCAUGAAGUGCAAGAACAAAGUGCCUCUGUACGACCUGCUGCUGGAGAUGCUGGAUGCUCACCGCAUCCAUCGCCCAGUCAAACCAUCUCAGUCCUGGUCCCAGGGUGACAGAGACUCUCCCACCGCCAGCAGCACCAGCAGCAGCGGCGGGGGUGGCGGCGAUGAUGAAGGCGCCUCCUCGGCCGGUUCCAGUUCAGGACCUCAAGGCAGCCAUGAGAGCCCGAGGCGUGAGAACCUGAGCAGAGCGCCCACAGGUCCAGGUGUCCUGCAGUACAGGGGGUCCCAUUCCGACUGCACCCGCAUCCCAUGAACCGAGCAGCACGCGAAGGUUUAAAGUCAUUUUUAUGGAUGGUUUGUGUAGAGAAUUUUAAAAAAGGGGUUUGUGAAUUAAAGAUGGUGGUUAUAUUCGAGUUUGCAUGAGAGAAUAUUUAUAAAUGAGGUGAUUUUUGUAGCUGUUUAGUGAGAACCUUCUCAUUGGAACUGCACAGCAGUCUGAAUUUCAGUGCUGUCAGCCUUGUACGCUGCCUUUAAUGAUAUCUGUGAUUUUCAAUCAGCUUUCCAGUACCGCUUAUCAUUUCCAAAACAGCAGAUGUUUAAUGUGGUGCUCUGUUAGUUACGGUGAUUUCAAACAAUGAGCAGCUAAUCUUUCUGUUUAUUCGCCUCGACCAAAGUGCACUUCCUCUGUGAUUUAAGAGGCUGAUGGGCAUUAUUUUUUACAUUUUUUCAUAUAAAGGAAAUAAAAGAGAAAGAAUUACACAGGAAAUGAUGGUAAAACUAGUUCAAAUGAACGUGGAAUUCGUUGUGCUUAGAUGCCGGCAUCGUUAAAAAAAUAGAUAUCAGGUAAUGUGGGUGAGCGCACCCAAUUUUUUCUCAGAUAUAUCUGAGAAAAAAUAUUUUAGUGAUGGCAAUUUUGAAGUGAGGAGUGGGAGAGGAUGUAUCUGUUGAAUUUUAAGUUGGCAGAAAUUGUGCGAUCAAGUCCUAAAUAUCAGUUGGCUGUUUGUUGGGUAACGUCUGUGUACAGGAGGAUUGUUCUCUGUGCUAACCUACGUCAAAUCCUUUUUCCCUACUCUGUUAUGUGGCCGUCUGUGUUCCCUGUGCACGUGUGUGGUUAGCAGAGAGACUACACGCUGAAACAGGUAAUAAUGGUGUUAAAAAAAGAAGUCUCCAAAAUGAAUAUAUGUCAACCUAAUUUCUGUUUAAAUUGGCUGAAUUGGAUGCAGCUGAAGAAAGAAAACACCUAAAAAGAAGUUUAUCAGAUUUUUUUUUUCUUUUAGUUGCCUUACAAAUUCCCGAGGUCACGUAUUCGAACUGUUUUUGGGUCUGACUAACAGCCUGAAAUGGUUUCAACACACAGUGAGGACAAAUUUAACAGCCAGCUUGCCAACUUUAGAUUAGCUGCAACAGUGCAGUCAGACUGGGGGUUGUUUAGCCUCUGACUAAUUUGCUAUAACAUGUCACUCAACUUUUUAGGCUUAAAAUCUUGCAUCAGAUUAAAUGCACAUUUUGGACUGCAUAGAAUAUACCAAUAUACGUUAUAUAUUGGUUGCACUGUGCAAAAGUCUUGAUUCAACCCUCGUUUGUUUUUAUUUUGCUAGGAAAAUGAGAAAUAGAUGCAGGGAUUUGUUGAAACCUGUGAAAACAAGCAUAAAAAUACAGUAUAUAAGGUAAAAACAGAGUUUGUACAGAUGUAAUGAGCUUGAAAGUCAAGAUUUGGUCUAACCACGUUUAUUUUUUAAAGCAGCCUUAACUGGCUUAGGCAAACUUUCUUGUGAUUUCUUUAAGUAGUUUUCAGGAAUAGUUUUCUAGGCUCCUUGAAGGACAUUCAAAGCUCUUCUUUGGAUGUUGGCUGCUUUUUGUUCUCUUGUCUAUGAAGACGACCCAGCACUGCUUUGAUAAUGUUAAGGUCCGGGCUCAGGGGAGAGACGCUUUCCAGAUAGUAUCAAUCCCUUAUGUUACUUUUGUGCAUUCACAAUUCUUUCAAUUUUGAGAAGAUCUCCGACCCCACUGGCUGAAAUGCAGCCCCAAAACCCUGACAGAACGUCCACUCACACUCUCUGUUGUUCCUCUCUCCUGACCUUCUCUGCACAUAUUUAAAAUGCAUUGAACCAAAAGUUUAAAGUUUGGGUUUAUCAGCUCUUUUAUCAGAAGGACUUCACUUUCCCUUACUGUUCAUCUGCUAUUCAGAUGAACAGUAAGCGAUCGUGGCUCAAGAGUUGGGAGUUCGCCUUGUAAACGGAAGGUUACCGGUUCGAGCCCCGGCUCGGACAGUCUCGGUCGUUGUGUCCUUGG